Carica papaya (papaya) is the source of this 428-nucleotide messenger RNA. The record is from RefSeq and is a predicted model, not a curated record. Lineage: Eukaryota; Viridiplantae; Streptophyta; Magnoliopsida; Brassicales; Caricaceae.
CUUAUGGUUGUUCUUGUAUUAUGUAGCUCAAAGAGAUUCUUCUGCCUGUGGAAUCAUAAACAAGGUAGAGGAAGAGAAGGCGAUUACUGGCAAAUUGGAUGGAAGUGGGGAAUAUACGCUCGUUUACGAAGACAAUGAAGGAGACAGGAUGCUUGUUGGGGAUGUCCCAUGGCACAUGUUUGUAUCGACAGUGAAGAGGCUGCGUGUACUGAAGACUUCUGAACUUUCCAUGCUAAGCCUUGGAAGCAGCAAGCAAGACAAGAUAAACACUUGACAAUGCAGUGGAAUGAAGAAAGAUGAGUUUUGUUCUUCAAGAUUCUCCCUCAGGACUUGAUUUGAUUUGUGUUUAUGUAUCUUUUUUGACAUAUUUUGGCUUCGCGGUAUUUUGUGUAUGGAACUUGCAGCAUAUGUACAUGUUUUUUUCUCCA